AAGUCUUCCCCAGAGAAGAACCCAGCAGGCAGCAGAGACUAUGGAGCUAGCCUCAGCCCGUCUCCACAAAGGACAGAUUUCCUGGUGGGGACUCCUGCUCACAGCCUCGCUUUUAACCACCUGGAGCCCUCCCACCACUGCCCAAGUCACCAUUGAGGCUGUGCCGCCUGACGUUGCUGAAGGGAAGGACGUUCUUCUACUUGUUCACAAUCUGCCACAGGCACUUCGAGUCUAUUACUGGUUCAAGAGAAAAGCUAAAGAUAGAGACAAUGAAAUUGUACGGUUUAUAGUAUCUAAAAAUGAGAAUAUAACAGGGCUUGCAUACAGCGGCAGAGAGACAGUAUACAGCAAUGGAUCCCUGCUCUUCCAAAACGUCAAAAAGAGUGAUGAGGGAGUCUACAUACUAUAUAUGCUGAAUAAAGACUUCGAUGAUAUCCAGAAGUCUGUGCGACUUUAUGUGCACUCUGAAAAGCAUCACUAGAAAGUGUUUUCCAGCCCCCUUGCAUUCACUGCUCCUUUAAUUGCUCUUCCUAACUACCACCCAGUUCUGGGAAGAAAACUGAAGUUCACUCAUGAACCCCAGGGAUUUCAUCAGCUGAUGGUGUCCAGCUUCACCUCCUUCCACCAGCAAUAAAGUUUU
Molecule: messenger RNA, 640 nt
Organism: Arvicanthis niloticus (Nile rat)
Lineage: Eukaryota; Metazoa; Chordata; Mammalia; Rodentia; Muridae
Product: cell adhesion molecule CEACAM10-like
Biological process (GO): regulation of immune system process; signal transduction
Cellular component (GO): cell surface; plasma membrane
Molecular function (GO): protein tyrosine kinase binding
Source: RefSeq, a predicted model, not a curated record